This is a messenger RNA of Aspergillus homomorphus CBS 101889, 4276 nucleotides long. RefSeq names its product PH domain protein. Bases 441 to 3968 code for a protein of 1175 amino acids. The record is from RefSeq and is a predicted model, not a curated record. Lineage: Eukaryota; Fungi; Ascomycota; Eurotiomycetes; Eurotiales; Aspergillaceae. The transcript has 4 exons.
CCGCGAUACUUUCGUCACCCCCCGGACCCGCUGACUCGCCCGGCGGACUUCAGACAUCAAGUGGCCUCGUCACAGGCACUUGCACGCUGACUUUGCGCCUCCUCGCUAUCACUUGCCGCUCCGUUCUUUUCCGCCUCCAACAUUCACUGCGGGUAACCUUCAUGGAACCAAACUUCCACUGUUCCUAGUCUUGGCGGGCCCUGACACCUGCUCACUAUCAUUCGGUGCGAAGGAGCUGGUCUCAAUUGACAACACGCCUCAUACCGAGACCCUCUUAGCCACCCGUUCUCUUCCUUCACACUGUCGCAUCAUCAGCUGGCUUCCUCAUUUGCGCGAGCUGCUGUGUCUGUUUAUCACAGUGACAACAGAUCGUACGGUGGACCUACCGCUAGCAUCCUCCCCAGCUUAUUGUUUCAAUCCUACUCCAGAGUCCAGACAUCAUGGGUCGCUCGCGUGUGCUGUCGCUGAUGUCGGUAUUCGGCGGCUCUUCUCGCAAAGACAACCCAAGUCAACACCAUCGGACUGCGUCGGCUUCAGUAACCUUGAACCAUCCCCCGUUCAGGACCGAUACUCCCUCCCCAGAUACUUCACCUGUUGAUGCUUCGCCAAUCAGUGUGACCUCCAACACAGAACGACGUAUUUCGUCACGACCCGGCUCGACCUCUUUUUCGCACAACCCCCCGCUAGUGGAGUUCUCGCAAGAUACACCGCCAGAACUCCAACCGAUUUUUGGCCACUUAAAUAGCCACGCCAACAAAUUAUAUCACGAAGGUUAUUUUUUAAAGUUGAAUGACUUGGAUAUCCACGGCCGGCCAUGUUCUGAUCGACAAUGGGUGGAAUGUUAUGCACAACUCGUUGGAACUGCUCUUUCUCUCUGGGAUGCCGCCGCGCUGGACGAGGCGGGUGAGGAAGAUGACGUUCGCCCAACGUUCAUCAAUUUGGCGGAUGCUUCGAUUAAAAUGCUCGAAACGCUGCCAACCCGGAACCAAGAAGUGCAGUCACUUAAGAACAUAUUGAGUAUAUGCUCCGCGGGCCAAAAUCGAUACCUUCUUCUCUUCAAUUCCUUCCACUCUUUGACUCAGUGGACUGCCGCUAUACGUCUGGCCUUGUUCGAGCACACGUCGUUGUAUGAGGCCUAUACCGGCUCGAUCAUUGCUGGGAAGGGGAAAGCUCUCAACAAUGUGAAACACAUUCUCGAGCGCAAUCGGUUCAAACAUGAAGACUGGGCUCGUGUGAGGUUUGGCGCAGGAACGCCCUGGAGGCGGUGUUGGUUCGUCAUUACUCCCCCAAACGAGAAAGAAUUUCAAAAGGCGCAGAAGUCGAUCAAGAAGUCGGCGUAUGACCGCACCCCUCGAUUAGUCACAGGCCAUAUCAAGUUCUACGAGACGAAGAAGACCAAGAAAGCGACACCGAUUGCCACUAUCACCGACGCCUAUGCUGCUUACGCGAUCUAUCCCCAAUCGAAGCCGUUGAUUGACCAGUCAACCUUGGUCAAAAUCGAAGGCAGGAUCACAAUUCAUUCGCAGACAGGAUCCACUUCCGAGGGGUUGGUUUUUGUUAUGCCUGAAGUCCAUCCAGCUGUUUCAGGGUUCGAGAUUAUGCUCCGAUUCCUGAUGCCCACCUUUGACACGUUCAAUCUCUACGGACGGCCGACUCGGCUGCUCGCCGCCACGAAUCACAUCAAAAGUAUAAUGUUCGCAUUUCCAAACCACCGACGCUAUGGUUACUUGGAUCUCCUAGAUAUUUCCAGUCUCAUGCAGACACCUGGAAGUCAAAAUUGGAGCGAAGCGGAAUGGCGGAGGCAGCUCAAAGAAGCCACGGCACGCCGUAUGGCAACAGCUGGAAGCCGAACUAGCAGUGUCUCUGGGAGCAAGCCACGUUUCCGGUCCAGCCUACCAAGUCGGCAAAACGGCAAUGUUCGCGCCGGACCCCAGCAGCGCAAUUGCACUUCUCCCGGAAAUCGCCCUGGUCACAAUCAGUCCACCGAUGCUAUUGUGCGCGAGGAGCCUGAGGGUGAGCCUGUCUCGCUCGUCCAUCAUACUCGCGGAGCUUCCGAUUUCGUCGGGCUCGCGCCUCCGGCACAGGCUCCUCCUGUCUCUCUAAGUGAUAGCUCACCACUAUCAUCUGCUCAGGAGCUUCCGCCCAAUGGAGAACAUCCCCGCGAUAGUGACCGUGGCAGUACGGAGGGUGAGUCGAAGCCUCAUCUAAUCUCUGCACCUGAGGUCGCUGGACAACAAUGCCUCCCUGUCUCGCCUCCUUCACCUGUAGCCCAACCUCCCGCUUUCACUCACGGGCCGGGAGAGGUUCCCUCCACUCGACCCCGGCCGCCACCAGACCUAAGAAAAGUCAAUAACAGGAUGUCGGAUGCUACGCUCACCCAACUUGUGGCUGCUUCCGGAGGGUUGGAUCGUCUUGGCACUGAUCCAACGGCAGAAGGCCACGCGACAAGCAGAAGCUCCAACGAUCCUAGUCCGCUCACCCCAAGUAGUGAAUCUGCCGAGCACUACGCAGAUUGGGUCCUUCCAGAGGCGCUCGAUUCGAGGAAGAACACCGAACAACCCUCCCAAACUCCUGAGUCUCGUUCUAGUGCCUUCGGGCCACCGCUGGCUAUACCAAAGGCACGUGGGCUACACUUGGAUACUACGAAAGCUGUGAAAAGAAAGCCCGUGCCUCAGCAGUACGCUGGGGAGCCGGACUCUUCCAGUGUCGUUGGGGAGCCCAGCCUUGAGGAUCUUCGCCACACUGUCAAUUAUGAGGCUCUCAACUGGGUCGGUAGCCGUCAGCUAUCAUUCACAUCUCGCGAGCAAGAGAUUCGACAAGACGAAGAGAGCAUCUACGACGACGAGUCGGCUGCAUCUCCUGACUAUGCUAGUACACAUGGUUCCGUCUACAGCAAGCGCUCAGUCAAAUCAAUUCCUCGACCUAGGAUGGGAGUCAUGAAGACAGUAGGGACGGUACCUGACAAAAAGGACUUCGUUAUUGGCGAUGCACAUUACUCUAUGGAGGAAUCGGCAGAACCCAACCCUGACAUUCCUACUAUCGAUUUUGGCCCGACAAUGACUUUGAUGCCUACCACGGCACGUCCUAACACCUCGGAGACUUCGAAGAAAUCCGGUCACGAGAGAAGCGACUCAAAUGCAACAGAAAAACAAGGUCCCACACACCACAUGGAGCGCUCACAUUCCAGGUCACCCAGCAUGAUGUGGCAGCCUGGUAUGGCGGCUCCCCGACCAACAACGCCCGGUCGUCUGACACCUGAGCAGUUUGUACAACAACGGUCAGCUCCCAGCCCGCCUGCCCAUGUUCACCACCGAACUCUUUCGUCGUCAGCAACGAGUAAACUAGCACCGCCUCUCCCUCGGCCCCUCUCUGGGGAUUGGGCGAGCAGCUCCAGGCUACAGCCGCACUCUUCUGGCAACCGAGAGGGUCCGGCGCGUCCCCACUCUCGUGGCGCCAGUGCUGUUAUGAACUACAAUGAACUUUCAUCACAUUUGUCGGCUCGGGAACAGGAGCAUGUUUCGCGCAUGACCGGCGCCCCUCUCCUAGAUUUUUCCGGUGGACACAAGCCGCAGGUGACUCCCGUCAAUCCCAUGGGCCUGGUGGGGGCCAUUGAUGCUCGAGAGCGCGAGAAAAAGAGCAUCCGUGAGGGAGUCUCCAAUCAAAUGGUGCAGCACGCGAUUGCACAGCGUCAGCAACAUUGGCAACAGCAACAGCAGCCAAUGUCCACGCAGACUCAACCUCGGCCUCAGGGCCAGGAGAAUCAUUAUAGCGUGUAUAAUCUCCCCGCAGCUAGCCAAACCUGGGAUGCCCUCAACCAACCCUACCAUCCAGAAGAGCCGCGGCGCCAGUCGUGGUACGGGCAAUACUUCGCAGCACAGAAAUCGCAGACGCCCCCUGCACAUCAUCACACCCAGUCUCUCGGCCAAUCAGCUGGAUAUUUCAGCAAUGCCAACGCAACGCACUACUAGGGUAUUGCCUGUGCGCUGGUUGGCGCUUCGCUCCUUGCCACUUGCUUACCUUGUAUUCAUUCCGUUUGCCUUGAUCUCACAUGUGUCAUAAUAGCACCCUGUCGCUAUUUUCGAUGCCAUAUUUGUCUUUCAACUUCCGAUGCAUCUUAGAGCUAGAACUCGAAAAUCUGGAUGGUUGACUGCUGUAUGCUAUUUUGGGCUGGUGGCGUUUAGAUCGCAGCAUUUCUCGGCGUUCUUGUUUGGAGAUAGCUUUCCUUGCAAUGUUCCCUGGCGUUACUUAAUCGCAGACUUAGCUCUUAGAAGAUGCU